AUGUCAAUAUAUGGUGGAUUUGCUACAAGAUAACUUGAAUCUCAAUAUAAUCAAUUAGUUCAACUUCUUUUAGUCACUUUAUGCAAAAGGUUAUUAAAAUUUUAUAAUAAUGAAGAAUGUAGUGAAGCUGGUUUCAAAAAAGCAAUCUCCUCUACUGUUGGAGGAAUGAAAUAACUAGAGAUAAAGUAAAAAAAAUAAAUAUAGUAGCAAAUAUUUAGAACCAAAAUUUUCUGAAAGUAUCAAACCUUUAGAAGAUUACUUAUACAAACCAAAAGAAUAUUUAAAACAAACUUAACUAAUUUUAAAAAACAAUUUUUCGUAGGGUUCAGACAUCAGCAUGAUUCGUUAAAAUGAAUAAAUAAUCACUCCAAUUUCCUCCACCAAAUAAAGAAAGAGAAUUCAUAGCAUCAGUUUAACAAAAAGAAAAGAAAUUGAAUUUCGAUAAUAAUUAUUACAGUUAGAAGAGGAAUAGCAUCCCACAAAUUAUUUUAUUAGAACAAGAAAAUAAUUAUGA
Molecule: messenger RNA, 514 nt
Organism: Paramecium pentaurelia
Lineage: Eukaryota; Ciliophora; Oligohymenophorea; Peniculida; Parameciidae
Source: the annotation of a GenBank genome assembly